AUGGAGGAAGGCGAUAUUUGGGAUGACGAAGCGGCAGUGGCGGCGGAGUUGCUGUGCCGCUUCCUGUCGGAGAUUCGUCAAAGGGAGACGGUGAGGUUGGGGUGGUGGCACCAUGGCGGGAGUGUGCGUCCGGCGGCAGAUUACCUCGGCGGCGUCCAAAUGCCGGUGGCACGACCCGAAUCGUCCCAUCCAAGAAUCAUAGCCCACGUCGACAUGGAUUGCUUCUACGUCCAAGUGGAGCAGAGGAAGAAACCAGAGUUGAGAGGUUUACCUAGCGCGGUGGUGCAGUACAACGAGUGGAAAGGCGGGGGGUUGAUUGCGGUUAGCUACGAGGCCCGUGGAUUUGGAGUGAAGCGCUCCAUGCGAGGUGAUGAAGCGAAGCAAGUUUGUCCGCAAAUUCACCUGGUUCAAGUCCCUGUAGCUCGUGGCAAGGCAGACCUGAGUACCUACCGCAAUGCAGGUUCGGAGGUGGUUUCAAUUCUUGCGAGGAAGGGCCGAUGUGAGAGGGCUUCGAUUGAUGAAGUUUACCUUGAUCUUACUGAUGCUGCGGAAGCUAUGUUGAGGGAAAACCCUCCUGAGAGUUUGGAAGCUGUACAUGAGGAAGUUCUCAAGUCACAUGUUCUGGGGCUUGCAAAUGAGGAUGAAAUCGACAAGAAAGAAAAUGUGAAGAGAUGGAUGUGUAAUAGUGAUGCUGAUCACCGUGAUAAAUUGUUGGCCUGUGGAGCUAUUAUUACUGCUGAACUUAGAAUGCAAGUCCUAAUGGAGACAGAGUUCACUUGUUCUGCUGGCGUUGCUCAUAAUAAGAUGCUGGCAAAACUUGCAAGUGCUAUGAACAAACCUGCACAACAGACUGUUGUGCCCUCCUCGUCAGUAAAUGGGUUGCUCUAUUCUUUUCCAAUAAAGAAGAUGAAACAACUAGGUGGAAAGCUUGGGACUUCAUUACAAGGUGAUCUAGGAGUGAACACCGUUGGAGAUCUGUUGCAGUUUUCUGAAGAGAAACUACAAGAUCUCUAUGGUGUAAAGACUGGUACUUGGUUAUGGAACAUUGCCAGAGGAAUCAGUGGGGAAGAAGUUCAGGGGCGCCUUCUUCCCAAGAGCCAUGGAUCUGGAAAGUCAUUUCCUGGUCCCCGGGCUUUAAAGACAGCUGCUACAGUAAGAAUUCGAUUGAUCUCACAGAUUAGAAGGACUAUGUGACUUACUUUUUCUGGAUAAGCUUGCAUUUUUGGUACUGUUGAUGUACUUCAGUUGGUUGUCUCAGGUUCAACACUGGCUCAACCAACUUUGUGAUGAGCUUAGUGAACGUAUUUGCCGUGAUCUGGAAGAAAAUAAACGGACAGCACAUACCCUAACUCUUCAUGCUACAGCUUAUGGGCCAAGCGAGAGAGAUUCACAUAAGAAAUUUCCAUCCAAAUCUUGUCCAUUAAGGUAUGGAACUGGCAAGAUUCAAGAGGAUGCAUUUAACCUAUUUCAAGCUGGAUUACGUGAAUACUUGGGCUCUUACGGAGCCAAAACUCAAGGAAGUCAGCAUCCUGAAAGAUGGGCAAUAACAGGUCUCUCUGUUUCAGCAAGCAAAAUUAUGGCCAUACCUUCUGGAACGUGCUCCAUCAUGAAAUACUUUGGUGGCGAGCAAAGAUGUGAUGCUCCUGCCAGGCAAGUGGAGGCUAACUUCAUCCAGGAAGCUGUUCCAUCGUCACCCUCAGACAGCAAAAAUUGUACAGAACUGGAAUGUUGCGAGAGGCAAGUGGAGCUUACCGACAAUUAUUCAGAUUAUAUAGAAGACAAUAAAGUACCCAUGGAAGAAGAUAAGAAUUUGUCUUUGUUGGGCCACGAAGAGGAUAGCUCAACUAAGGAAGCUUCCCAACCACACUUCCCGAGUGAAAGUUGCUCGGGGAAAACUAAAGUUAGUGCACAGGAGCUCCCUAGUGAAGAUGUUAGACAUCAGUCGAGCACAGUACGUUCAAAACGGAAAGAGCAGAAAAGUAGUGCUUUGAAAGACCAGGGGACAAUCUUGAGGUUUUUUAAGAGCAAUGAUCAAGCUCAGGACCCGACGCGGUCUCAGGGUGACGGUAGUAACAGUUGUAAUGCCAAUCAAAAUGGAGGAGGAAGGGCAGCAUGGAGCUACAAGGUUGAUGAGAUUGACGAAUCAGUGAUUGCAGAGUUGCCAGAAGAGAUCCAAGCUGAGUUGGAGUCUUGGAUCCGGCCCCAAAAACGAGCAAAUACAGUUAAACGAGGGGGUGCUACCACUAUUGCACAUUAUUUCUCAGCAAACCAGAAGUAGUAUACACCAAUUAGAAAAGAAAGUUUGUAUACUCUGUGCAUGUGUGUAGUAAUUUAAUUGACAAAAUAGUUUAGCGCCUCAAGUUUUCCGUUGGAGAUACUUGAGCACUUCUACUACGUUCAGUUGUCGGUAACCGUAUGAUAAACAAUGGAAAGAAUCGUGAUCCUUUAUAGCAAGCUGUACUAUUCCUGACGUACAAUCCACAAACUGACAAGCUCACAGUUCAGAAGAUGCUGAAGUUUCCAAGUUCCCAGUUCUUUGUUUUGCAGCGACUUUGUUACACUACCAUCCAAAACCACAGCAACUGGUGUAACAACUUGCCACUCACAGAAGAUCCCGUCUCCUACACAACCCUCCCAUCAUCGAACGGGACCCACUUCUGCUCAGUUUAUAUCAGUGGAGCAAAGCCAACCAAAGGAAGAAAAGAAGAAAACUCUGUCCAAUUAGCCACACACAAAAAGGCAGCAGCUAACAAAUGGAUGCUGCUACCCAAGAACACGGUAAUGCAGAACUCCAGGAAAGAAGAUAUUGGAGAUUCAACAAACAUGAUUUCUUUCCUGAAGAGUCCUUCAGCAACUGGACCAGCUACCGGGCGGCCUUGUCACAGACAUGUCACCGGUUCAAGGACCGUCUUGUGUCCCGGUCCGAUGAUGCCAAUGAGGUGGAAGUUCUCAGGAAGCAGAGCGAGAACGAGAUGAAACGCUGCCUCACCUGGUGGGAUCUCACCUGGUUUGGGUUCGGUUCGGUCAUCGGAGCUGGCAUUUUCGUGCUGACUGGACAGGAAGCUCACGACCAUGCUGGACCUGCCAUCGUCUUGUCCUACGUGGCUUCUGGAGUCUCGGCCAUGCUAUCUGUCUUCUGCUACACGGAAUUUGCAGUAGAGAUCCCUGUCGCAGGCGGUUCAUUUGCUUACUUGAGAAUCGAGCUGGGAGACUUCGCUGCAUUCAUCACCGCGGGCAACAUACUGCUGGAGAGUGUGGUGGGGACUGCAGCGGUGGCCAGAGCAUGGACUUCAUAUCUCGCCACUCUUCUCAAUCGUCCUUCCAACUCCCUCCGCAUUCAUACCAAUCUAACCAAAGGUUUCAAUCUCCUGGACCCAAUUGCGGUCGUAGUUCUGGCUUUGGCUUCCACCAUCGCGAUGAUCAGCACGAGGAAAACUUCAUUACUCAACUGGAUAGCAACCGGAUUGAACACCGCAAUUAUUUUGUUCGUAAUCAUUGCAGGUUUCGCCCAUGCUCGAACAUCCAAUCUGACCCCAUUUCUGCCUUACGGCGUCAAAGGUGUCUUCCAAGCAGCUGCAAUUGUUUACUUUGCCUAUGGAGGAUUCGAUAACAUAGCCACCAUGGCAGAAGAAACGAAAAACCCCUCCAGAGACAUACCACUAGGGCUUCUUGGAUCCAUGUCGAUCAUAACUGUGAUAUACUGCUUGAUGGCACUUUCCCUAAGCAUGAUGCAGAGGUACACAGAGAUCGACACUGAAGCAGCUUAUUCUGUAGCUUUCCAGAGUGUAGGAAUGCACUGGGCGAAAUACCUUGUAGCACUUGGUGCCCUUAAAGGGAUGACAACUGUUCUCCUUGUAGGGGCUCUAGGUCAAGCAAGAUACACCACUCAUAUCGCAAGAGCACACAUGAUUCCUCCAUGGUUUGCUCUCGUUCAUCCGAAGACCGGUACACCGAUAAAUGCUACGCUUCUGGUCACAAUUUCAGGGGCCUUUAUUGCCUUCUUCUCGAGCCUGGAUGUCUUGGCUAGCUUGUUAUCGGUAAGCACAUUGUUUAUCUUCAUGAUGAUGGCUGUCGCUUUGCUUGUGAGGAGAUACUACGUUAGAGAAGUCACCCCGAAGGAAAACCUCCUGAAGUUGGUCAUUUUUCUCCUGGUUAUUAUUGCUUCCUCCAUGGGGACUGCUGCUUACUGGGGCCUGAAGCCUGAUGGUUGGUAUGGUUAUGCUGUGACUGUUCCUCUUUGGUUCUUUGGGACUCUGGGUUUAUCCCUACUUUUGCCUCAGAAAAGAAAGCCAAAAGUUUGGGGGGUACCACUGGUUCCAUGGCUUCCAUCCUUGUCGAUAGCAACAAAUAUCUUUCUCAUGGGAUCUUUAGGGGCUGAGGCUUUUGUAAGAUUCGGAAUCUGCACCGUUGUAAUGCUGCUUUACUAUGUUUUCAUUGGUCUUCAUGCGACUUACGACAUGGCACAUAUGGAAAAGAAGCUUCAAGAUCCAGCACACGACCAAUGCUUGUAAAACUUCAGGGGAAAGAACUCUGCAUUUGUAAGGAUAUAUCAAUAUCAUCGAUCUCCUUGGUCGAAAGAGAGCAAUUGAUUACUACUUGUAACAACUAAUACUGUGUCAAUGUGGCAGCACACACAAACUAGAAAAAGGAAUGAGACCAUAUGAUAUGUUAAGUUUCUGUAUGCCAACCUUAAACUGGUCCUGCAUAAGGCAAAACAUCAUUGUUAUUCAGUAUCAGUAAGAAAAUGAAACAGAUCCUAAGC
Molecule: messenger RNA, 4762 nt
Organism: Linum tenue
Lineage: Eukaryota; Viridiplantae; Streptophyta; Magnoliopsida; Malpighiales; Linaceae
Source: the annotation of a GenBank genome assembly